This is a messenger RNA of Pezoporus occidentalis (night parrot), 1690 nucleotides long. RefSeq names its product CDK5 regulatory subunit associated protein 3 (gene CDK5RAP3). The transcript is spliced from 14 exons. Bases 28 to 1560 code for a protein of 510 amino acids. Gene Ontology annotation, biological process: regulation of cyclin-dependent protein serine/threonine kinase activity; regulation of mitotic cell cycle. The record is from RefSeq and is a predicted model, not a curated record. Gene Ontology annotation, cellular component: endomembrane system. Lineage: Eukaryota; Metazoa; Chordata; Aves; Psittaciformes; Psittacidae.
GGGACGCGGAACUGGAGCGGUGGCAUCAUGCAGGUCUCUCCCCAGGACUACCAGAACGUGCCCAUCGACAUCCAGACCGGGAAGCUGCUGGACUGGCUGGUGGACAGGAGGCACUGCAACCUGAAAUGGCAGAGCCAGGUCCUGGCCAUCCGCGAGAAGAUCAACGCGGCCAUCCAGGACAUGCCGGAGAACCAGGAGAUAAAGCAGCUCCUGGAUGGGGCCUACCUGCACUACUUCCACUGCCUGCGCAUCGUGGAGAUCCUCAAGGGCACUGAGGCUUCCACCAAGAACCUCUUUGGGCGCUACUCGUCGCAGCGCAUGAAGGACUGGCAGGAGAUCGUGUCCCUCUAUGAGAAGGAGAACACCUACCUGGCCGAGCUCGCCAGCCUCCUGGUGCGCAGCAUCAGCUACGAGAUCCCGUCGCUGCGGAAGCAGAUCAGCCGGUGCCAGCAGGCGCAGCAGGACUUUGUGCGCCGCGAGGAGGAAUGCCAGCUGGGAGCAGCGGAGCUGCGGGAGCGCUUCUGCUCCUCCUGCAAGCAGUACGGCAUCACCGGUGACAACGUGCGCCAGGAGCUGCUGGCCUUGGUGAAGGACCUGCCAUCGCUGCUGUCUGAGGUCGGGGCCGGAGCCAGCGCCCUCGCUGAGGCCAUCGAGCUCUACCAGGCCUGUGUGGAGUUCGUGUGCGAGAGCCCUGCAGAGGUGGUGCUGCCCCUGCUGCGGUUCGUGGGGAGCAGAGGCAACACCACCGUGUACGAGUGGAGGACGGGGCUGCGGCCGCUGCGCGUGGAGCGGCCGGAGCUGCAGGAGGAGCCGGAGCAGCCCAAGGAGGACUCGAUCGACUGGGGAGACUUCACGCUGGAGCCGGCUGCGGUGGGUGAUGGUGCCGCUGGCAAUGGGGGAGCCCAGAGCGAGGGGAUCGACUGGGGGAUCACCGUAGAGCCCGGUCCUCAGCAGGAUGAUGGCAUUGACUGGGGAGAUGGGGAGAGCCAGGAGGUGCAGAUCACGGGGCUGGAGGCUGGCACCGAGGUGCCCGAGGGAGUUGCCUGCGGCUCCGAUGCCCUGACGCUGCUGGAACACACUGAGACCCGGAGCCAGUUCAUUGAUGAGCUCAUGGAGCUGGAGCUGUUCCUGUCCCAGCGCCUGGAGGAGAUGGAGGAAGAGGCCGACAUCGUGGCCAUGACCCAGUUCCAACUGGCCCCCGCUGUGCUCCAAGGCCAAACCAGCGCCCAUGUGAGCUUGCUGCUGGCCACCACGCGGGCUCUGCUGGGCCAGCUCUGCACCCGCAGCAUGCAGCACCUCUUCAUGAUCCUCGCCUCGCCCAGGUACGUGGACCGUGUCAGUGAGCUGCUGCGGCAGAAGCUGAAGCAGGCGGAGCUGCUGCUGGCCAAGAAGGAGCUGAUGGGCCAGAAGAGGCGGGAGGCACUGGCGGAGCAGGGGGCACUGGAGCCCAAGCUGGACCAGCUGAUGGAGAGGACCAAGGAGCUGCAGAAGCUGAUCGAAGCCGACGUCUCCAAGCGCUACAAUGGGCGCCCAGUGAACCUCAUGGGCAUCUCCCUGUGAGAGAGGGGCAGAGGGGGUCCUGCUCCCCAAACUGCCCCCCCUCCAGUCACAGCCUUGGGAUGCUGGUAAUGCGUCUAUGGCCUCAUUGAGGAGGUGAAUGUUGUUGAAUAAAGCCAAAACCCUUUUCCCA